Molecule: messenger RNA, 1074 nt
Organism: Anopheles marshallii
Lineage: Eukaryota; Metazoa; Arthropoda; Insecta; Diptera; Culicidae
Product: zinc finger protein 180-like
Exons: 4
Coding region: 1-1074 (357 amino acids)
Cellular component (GO): nucleus
Molecular function (GO): zinc ion binding
Source: RefSeq, a predicted model, not a curated record
AUGACGAUUUAUUGUGAAAACAUUUGCCGUUUGUGUUUAGCAGAGAAAGAGCCGCACUUUAUCGAACUGAAAAAAGAUGACCCACUGUUAACGACUAUAUUUAAUUUAACAUCGCUCGAGGCCUUUCCAAGUCAAAUGGCAUCCGUUGUUUUAUGUGAAGAGUGUCGUCAAUUGCUGUUGCAGUAUGAUCAGUUUCGGGAAACAUGUUUGCAGAACAAUGAGGUAUUUCUAGCCACAUUGGAGAGCGACAAAUGCGUUGGAAUAGUUGGUAUUAAAGACGAAUUUGCCGAGAACAUACAAGUGGUGAUAAUAGAAGAAGCUGAUGAUGAACUAAAAUUUAACCAUGAUGAGUCUCCAAUGCUUGAAAACGAACAAAAAGUUGUCCAAAAAGAUCCCAAAAAGCAUGCCAGAACACGCGCUGAAUCCAAAGCUGUGGAAAAAGCUAGUAGAUUAGCUAACAAAGCUAAUCAGAAAAAUAACGUUAAACCCAAGCCCACCUUUUGUGCGUCUACUUCGAACCGUUAUCUACCGUGUGAACAGUGUGGAAAGAUGAUUCGUAGAAGCAACAUGAGGAAGCACCUGGAAACGCACAACCCCAAACCACCGCAGCUGUGCUGUUCGCACUGUGGAAAGAAGUACAAGGAUUCGAAUCUGUUAAAGGUGCACAUUAACAGCCACCAUACGUUCGAGCGGAAGUAUGAGUGCAAGGAGUGUGAUAAGAUAUACUUUCGACCUAAUUCGCUACGGGAACAUAUCUAUGCGAAGCAUUCGGAGGUGAAACGGUUCGAGUGUGAUGAGUGCGGUAUGAAAUUUACCAAUUUUUCUAAGAAGACCUACCAUUACAUUACGGCACAUACGGUAGCGAAGCCAUUUUCCUGUCAAUAUUGCGACAAAGCAUUCAAACUAAAGAGUGACUUCACGCUGCACGUUCGAACGCACACCGGGGAGAAGCCGUUUUCCUGUGAUAUAUGCGGUAAAAAGUUCAACAAAAGCUACAACGUGGUCAUUCACAAGAAAUCUCAUAGGAACGAUGAGAGCAAGCCUGUUCCAAGUAAAGAUAAAACAAAAACAUAG